UCCCUUCCCACGCCCCAGUGCGCUGUGGGAUAGUGCCUCUAUAAAGUAUACCCUCUCUCGGAGCACGAUAAGAAGCCCGAGACAGGAGGGGGAUGAAGAUGGCGGACGCCAAGCAGAAAAGGAAUGAACAGUUAAAGCGAUGGCUGGGCUCGGAGACGGACCAGGAGCCUGCAGUUCUGAAAAAGAAGAAGACGAAGGUGAAGUUCGAUGAUGGCGCCGUGUUUCUGGCCGCCUGCUCAAGCGGUGAUACCGAGGAGGUGCUCCGUCUGCUUGACCGGGGCGCUGACAUCAACUACGCCAAUGUAGACGGUCUUACUGCGCUCCACCAGGCUUGCAUAGAUGACAACAUUGACAUGGUGACAUUCCUGGUGGAACACGGAGCCAGCGUCAACCAACCUGACAAUGAGGGAUGGAUCCCCCUCCAUGCUGCAGCUUCUUGUGGAUACCUAGACAUAGCAGAGUAUCUGAUCAGCCAAGGCGCUAAUGUUGGAGUUGUGAACAGUGAGGGGGAGACGCCUCUGGACAUCGCUGAGGAGGAACCAAUGGAGGAACUUCUACAAAAUGAGAUUAACCGACAAGGGUUGGACAUAGAGGCUGCCCGAAAAGAGGAGGAGCGCAUCAUGCUGAGAGAUGCUAGGCAAUGGCUGAACAGCGGUCAAAUUCAAGACACCCGGCACGCAAAGUCGGGAGGAACGGCACUCCAUGUAGCCGCUGCCAAAGGAUACGUGGAGGUUUUAAAGCUUUUAAUCCAAGCAGGUUAUGACAUAAAUAUUAAGGACUAUGAUGGCUGGACACCUCUUCAUGCAGCGGCGCACUGGGGCAAAGAGGAGGCGUGUAGAAUACUCGUGGAGAAUUUGUGCAACAUGGAACUUGUUAAUAAAAUGGGCCAGACUGCUUUUGAUGUAGCUGAUGAAGAUGUUCUGGGAUAUUUAGAAGAGCUACAAAAGAAACAAAACCUGCUGAUGAGGGAGAAGAAGGAUGCUAAAAAGUCUCCUUUGAUUGAGGUGACAACCACAGGGGACAACAACCAAUCACUGAAUCCACUCAAAAGCAAAGAAACGCUGCUUCUGGAGCCGGAAAAGACUGCGCCACGCAUCGAGACCUUAGAACCGGAGAAGGUGGACGAAGAGGAAGAGGGGAAGAAGGACGAAUCAAGCUGCUCGAGUGAGGAGGAGGACGAGGAAGAUUCAGAGUCUGAAACUGAAGCAGACAAGAGCAAAACCCCAGCGGUGGUGACCAGCAGCACAACGACGACACCGACCCCGGCCACCGUCAGCACGUCGUCUCCAACGAGUCCAACAAAUCAGGUGACGACGCCCACUUCACCAGUUAAGAAGUUUGAUUACAUUACACCUCUCAUGCCUUUGGCGGAGCCAGGCUGUCCUGCAUUGUGGCGUCAAGGUUUGCGCAAAACUGGCAUUUCUCUUGUGCCCAAAAAACCCAUGGUCGUUCAGCCUGCCGGAAAGGCCUCAACCAAAGUGGAGGAAGACAGGAAGGACGAGUCUCCGGCUUCGUGGCGUCUGGGUUUGAGGAAGACGGGCAGCUACGGCGCGCUCUCCGAGAUCACAGCCACAAAGGAAGCCCAGAGGGAAAAGGACACUACAGGCGUGAUGCGAUCGGCCUCCAGCCCUCGCCUCACCUCAUCCCUGGACAACAAAGAAAAGGAAAAGGAGAAAGACAAAGGAACCCGACUUGCGUACGUGGCCCCAACCAUCCCCAGGAGACUUGCCAGUACUUCAGACAUCGAUGAGAAGGAAAACAGGGACUCUACAGCUCUGAUACGUAGCGGCUCAUACACCCGGCGACGCUGGGACGACGACCUGAAGAACAGCGAAGGAAGCUCUUCCACCAACCGGACCUCCAGCUACCAGCGCAGCACGUCCCAUACGCUAGCGCUGGGGCGGAGCGGCAGCACGCGGGACGUGCCAGCCAAGUCUUCGUCAACCUCCAGCUUGGAUCCUAACACCUGUAAUACUAAACCCUGGCAGCCACCGUCCUCCCACUACCCGUCCUACAGCAUUUACCGCAGUGGCUCUUUCGGCAGAAGACACGAGGACCUGAGCUCCUCUACCACCUCCUCCACAACCACCACCACCUCCUCGUCUGUUACCUCGCCCACUGGCCACCGCGGCCUCCUCUCCAGCCUGGGGUCCUCUUCCACCCGAACUGGUUCCACCAGUCUCACCAGCAGGUACUGGUCAGAGGAGAGUGCAGAGAGGGAAAAGGAGAAGGAAAAGGACUCAGCUGCUGUUAUCCCCACUAUAAACACUGGCUCUACCACAACCACCACGUCAACCACUACCACCACCGCCAUAUCCACCACUACCGCCCUCACUGGCAUCGGCACCGGCCCAGAACGACGCAGGUCGUACCUGACACCGGUGCGAGACGAGGAGUCGGAGUCUCAGAGGAAAGCUCGAUCCAGACAGGCCCGGCAGUCGAGGCGCUCCACCCAGGGUGUGACUCUUACUGACCUACAAGAGGCUGAAAAAACAAUUGGCAGGAGUCGUCCCCAAAAGACCCGCGAAGAGGAGAAGGAGGAGAAAGAGAAGCAAGAUAAGGAGAAACAGGAGGACAAGAAGGAGACUGAGACCAAGGAGGAUGAUUACCGAUCAAAGUACCGGAGCUUUGAAGAGCGUUAUCGACCUUCGUCUUCGUCCUCUUCCGUUUCCACCGUCAGCACUGCCUCCACUGCUCCCUACUCCAGCUCUUCUUUGUCCUCUGGGUCCAGCGCCCUCAACAGGCCCAACAGUCUGACGGGGAUCACCUCAUCUUACAGCAGGUCCUCUCGAGACACAGAAAAAGAAUCAGACAGAAAGGAUGAAGAGAAGGAAGGGGAGGACAAGUCUCAGCCCCGCUCCAUACGGGAUCGCAGGCGGCCCCGGGAGAAGAGACGCUCCACUGGGGUGUCCUUCUGGACUCAAGAUGGUGGAGAUGAUGACCCCGAGCAGCAGUCGGACUCUGAGGAGGGCAGCACCAGGGGAGAACCACAGAGUGACAGAUUGUCCAGAAAUGAGAGCACUUCGUAUUUAGAUCGCAACGAUGCUCUUUUUAGCCGUAGUUAUGGUGAAAGUCGAAGGCCGUACUCCAGCCGACUGGAUAGAGACGACACCACCGACUACAAAAAGCUCUAUGAGCAGAUCUUAGCUGAGAACGAGAAGCUAAAGGCCCAGUUACGCGACACUGACCUGGAGCUGGCAGACUUGAAGUUACAGUUAGAGAAAGCUACACAGAGGCAGGAACGCUACGCUGACCGAUCCCAGCUUGAGAGGGAGAAAAGGGAAAGAAGAGCUCUAGAAAGGAAGAUUUCUGAGAUGGAGGAGGAACUCAAGAUGCUCCCAGACUUGAAAGCAGACAACCAGAGACUAAAGGACGAGAAUGGAGCGCUCAUUCGAGUCAUUAGCAAGCUUUCCAAGUAGAAACCGACCCUCCUGCCCCGCCCCGCCCCGCCCGGUCUUCUGCACCCACUAGUCCCCCAUGGCAGUGACUAAUGGAAUUGCACAUUUAGAUAUUAAUUGCAACAGACAUCAGAGACGAGACUCCUCCUUUUGUUUCUGUUCCUCCCAGCUCUCCCUUUUUGCUCCUUCACUACCACCACCACUGCAGCGUCCAUCCAUCCGUUCAUCCAUCCAUCCGUUCAUCCAUCCUUUUCGGCUGUGGUUCUCUUGAUUGGUGUGGCGGCUGCUCUGACAGAAGUGCUGAGUUUACAGAGCAAAAAGGAAGGAAGGAAGGAGGGGUUGUGUGAGAGCGAUGUGGGCAGGGAAGCCUAAAAACUAUUUAACCAAUAAGCCUUAGUUGUACAUAAAAAGAAAAAAAACACUUCCAUUGAUCUCCUCUCUCAACUAUCACUGAAGAACAGAUAUUAUCCUUCACCUGAUUUUUACUUGUGCCACAUUCUUUUUUUUUUUGCUUCCUUUUCCUCUAAACGUGUUGUGUGCUGUGCAGUUCCCACCUUCACUCCUCCAUCUUUUUUUUUUUAAGAGCUACUUCUGCCUGAAAACUGCUCCCUGUGGCUUCUCUCCCCUGAUUUAUCCUGAUUAUUAGUUUUCCUCCCCUCUCUUAAGCGCAGACCUCCCCCCGUCCUCGUCCCUCUGUGCGUCUUCCUCCAAGAGGGAAACAUUCGAAUUCUCGCAGAUCUGGUGGAGUUUAAGCUUUCACUGUACGUGCAAUAUGCAUUUCUUUCAUUUUGUUUUCUUCUUAAAAAUGCUUUAAGUCCAUCACGAGUAGGAUUUUCACUCCUGACGCUUCAAUCUUUUUUGCUUCUUUUUUUUUCUUUUAAGUUUGUAGUCGGUUUAUACUCUGUAUUUCUCACUUUGUUUUAGCAGGUACUGAGUGAUUCUGUAUAUACCUGUAUGUAUUUUGUUUGAGAGCAGCACAUGGCAUGCGUUUAUGGAUCCCGUCUGUUACUAUUAAAAGUAUACAAAUUCCA
This is a messenger RNA of Poeciliopsis prolifica (blackstripe livebearer), 4429 nucleotides long. RefSeq names its product protein phosphatase 1, regulatory subunit 12A (gene ppp1r12a). The transcript is spliced from 27 exons. Gene Ontology annotation, cellular component: cytoplasm; Z disc; A band. Gene Ontology annotation, molecular function: phosphatase regulator activity; enzyme inhibitor activity; protein kinase binding. Bases 93 to 3419 code for a protein of 1108 amino acids. Gene Ontology annotation, biological process: signal transduction. The record is from RefSeq and is a predicted model, not a curated record. Lineage: Eukaryota; Metazoa; Chordata; Actinopteri; Cyprinodontiformes; Poeciliidae.